CACUUGAAGGCAGCAUAGUGUGGGGCUGGUGGGCAUGCGCACCAGCACAAUGAGGAAAAACCACUGGAAGCUGUGGAAGGUCCAGAGAAUUUAACAUAGCGUUUCUUGAAUUUUAUUUUGGUGGCUAUCUUCAGUAAUAUAUUUAUUUACACUGGUCUAGCGUCAGAUAUGGCCCGUGGGCACCAGAAGUUCCAGUCCCAGCAGAAGAAUGCCAAAAAGCAGGCCGACAUCAAGAAGAGCAAAGGCCAUGACCAGAAGGCAGCAGCUAAGGCUGCUUUAGUUUACACGUGCACUGUGUGUCGGACACAAAUGCCCGACCCGAAGACCUUUAAGCAGCACUUUGAAAGCAAACAUCCUAAGUCCUCCAUGCCCCCGGAGUUGGUCAGUGUGGAGGCGUAAUAGAUUCACCUGUCUUUCAGUGAGACAGGUGGGGCUGAUUCAGGACAGGCUUAUACACUUUAUAAUGUUUUAGAUCAGAUAUCUUCAGUACAACUUCAAUUAAUCCUCAUGCUGCCUAAUUUAGUUAUUGAGUGUUUUUAUGCAGGGGUGUUACUGGAACUGCCUGCCCAUGUUCUUUUUUCCAAAUUGUAUUUUUUUGUUUGUUACAAAGCUAUCCUCCACUAACCAGAAUUUGAUAUGGGUCCAGUACUGAAGGUAGACACACAGCAGACAGCUACCCUCUCUUGGCUUGUGCCAAACAUGUAUGUUUUUAUCUCUGAUUGUAUGCAAUAUUCUUAUCUGAUCAUUUCAAAAAUGUCAUGCGCACAAGUCCAUAGGCCCUGCCACCAUUAUACCAUGUCAGGGCUCCCACUGUUUCAAGACUUUGAUGCUUUGAAUUUAGAAGACAUUCUGAAUUGGCACCGGUUCAGCUGAACAAAGUUGUAACACUGGGAUGGAUGAUCAUUGGAAGUCAUCUGCUUCCAAAUCCAAUGAACUGUGAAACCCAUUAUGGAUUUUUUUCUGAAACUAAUUUGUGAUGUGCCAGGGUUGGGCUUAUAAUUAACAGAAUGACUUUGGAUUGUGAGAUUGGAAAGACACUUAUUCAAAACCACUCCCACUGAAUAAUGCUCUUUUGAGUAGAUUCAGAUUUCCUUUUUUUUUCCUUGCCUGGAUUAUUUUAAAAAGUUUCAAGACAGGUCUAUAAUUUUUGUUGAUAUGAAGACCAUAAUAAACAAUGUGCUACACGGGUACUGAAAUUGUGCAUUGUAUUGCAUCUCCUCAGAUAUUCAUGAAAUGUGUCUAGUUCUUGUCAACUGUGUAACUUUCUCAUGUGCAAAAGAGAAAAAGUUGACCAGAGAGGGCACUGCAAGUCUACUCAUAGCAAACCCCUCAGUGACACAAUUUCCUUAACUCCUCUUUUCAUAAAGCAAUGGCAUGACUGCAUUUAACAGUUCUUUGACACUGUUAGAAGGGGUCUGUUGAGUGAAUCGGGGUAAACAUAAGUUGGCACUGCGCAUUGUAAAUGAUAACGCUAACGAUCUGCUCCUAUCCGCCCUCUUUGUCAUUGUAAUAAUGGUAUAAUUGUAUGCAUCGCUGUAAUAUUUGAUAGUGAUUUGGCUCAUCACUAUUGUAUUUUUGCAGUGUAAUCGGUCUGACGCUGUCAUCUCAAUGUGAAAAUGAUCCCAAGUGCAGUGUCGUUUCGCUCUUUAGUGUUAAACCAUCAUGGUGGUGCAAAAGUAUUUGACUCUGAACCUACAUUUAAAGUCUACAUUACACUGUAAGAAAAGUAAAGUUAUUUUUGGUUGUUAUUUUUACAUUAGUUUCUUUUUGUAGCGUGCUAAUACACAGAAAUUUAAUUUAUACAAAAUAACUAUUUUCAAUACAUUUGGACCUACUGGUCAUUAACCACAGACACUGUAUCACUGUGCUAAAGUCUGGACUGACAACCAGCCAUGUUUUUACUUUUGUAAUAAUCAUCUCUUUGUCCAUACAAUGCUAUGUAUGACCUUAUAAUAAAGGUUUAACUUUUUCAUGAA
Messenger RNA from Perca flavescens (yellow perch), 1976 nucleotides. Its product is annotated as zinc finger protein 706. Bases 169 to 399 code for a protein of 76 amino acids. NCBI's taxonomy places the organism in Eukaryota, Metazoa, Chordata, Actinopteri, Perciformes, Percidae. The transcript has 3 exons. The record is from RefSeq and is a predicted model, not a curated record.